Exophiala mesophila is the source of this 1545-nucleotide messenger RNA. RefSeq names its product agmatinase. Lineage: Eukaryota; Fungi; Ascomycota; Eurotiomycetes; Chaetothyriales; Herpotrichiellaceae. The record is from RefSeq and is a predicted model, not a curated record. The transcript has 3 exons. Gene Ontology annotation, molecular function: metal ion binding; agmatinase activity. Bases 213 to 1508 code for a protein of 431 amino acids.
AUUAUAUGUACCACAGGAGUUCGACGUAUAUGCUCUUUCUUGACAGUUCAAUGAGGUCAAUAUGAAGAUACGAUUUGACUGAACCCAUCUUCUGAUUUAGUUCCACCACACCAACGUCGCUAUCGAUAUCUCCACCUUUAUGAGCUCGCUAUUUAAUUAAAGGUACAACAGAUAUAUAUGACAUAUUUCUAGGACCUCAUAUUGUUAUCACAAUGUAUUGUUCACACAUCUGCACCACUGCAGCCUUCCUCUUUGCUCUACUCCCCCACGGCUGGGCUUCUUUUUAUGACAAUCCUGAGGUUGAGACUCCCCCAAAGUCCGGAACUCCAUUAGACGAAUUGAAGGAGAAAUGGGAUUUUGAGUGGGCAUUUAGUGGAAUCUCAACUUUCGCUCAUCUGAAGCAUGUCAAAUGCUUAUCAACGCCCUAUGAGCCAUUUGAUAUUGGUAUCAUUGGAGCUCCGUUCGACACUGCUGUUAGCUAUCGUCCUGGCGCUCGCUUCGGCCCUCGUGCCAUCCGUGCUGCUUCAGCACGUCAAACCACAUUUCGAGGCUUCAACCACCGAGCGGGCAUCAAUCCAUAUACAGCAUGGCCAACGCUGCUCGACUGUGGCGAUAUUCCCAUCACACCCUUUGAUAACGCCCUUGCCUUGCACCAGAUGACCUCAGCGUACACUGAACUAUUAUCACGCCGGCCACAGUCGCACGCAAACCCACCCAACCACAUCCAUCCCAAACUCAUCACGUUGGGAGGCGAUCACAGCGUCGCACUGCCAUCACUCCGUGCUCUUCAAAAGACCUACAACCAACCCAUUGCCGUGUUGCACUUUGACGCCCACCUUGACACAUGGCAUCCAGGCGCCUAUCCCUCGGCCUGGGCCUCUCACCCCACCCAAGCCGACUUCACCCACGGCACCAUGUUCUGGAUCGCCAGCGAAGAAGGUCUGAUUGCCAAUUCAUCUUCCGUACACGCAGGACUACGCACUCGUCUCGGCGGAGACGAUUAUGGCGACUACAGUAACGACGAACGACAGGGAUUUCUCCGCAUUGAAGCCGACGACAUCGACCAUUUUGGCAUCGACGGCCUCGUCGAAAUGAUCAUGGGCCGCAUCGGCACCGAAGUCCCCGUCUACCUAUCUGUUGAUAUCGAUGUCAUCGACCCAGGCUUGGCUCCUGGCACCGGUACACCCGAAGUCGGUGGCUGGACCACCCGUGAAAUGAUACAGAUUCUUCGCGGAAUCGAAGAUCUUAACCUCGUUGGGGCCGAUCUCGUCGAGGUGAGUCCAGCUUACGAUAAUAAUGCCGAGGGAACCGCUCUGGCUGGUGCUCAGAUUGUCUAUGAAAUCUUGACUAGUAUGGUCAAGAGGGGUAUGAAGGAUCGUGGCGAGGAGAUUAUCGAGAGGCUCAAGCCUGGUGAUAUUAGAAAGAUGGCUCUAACUGAUAUGGUAAAGGGUAAAAAGUCACCUGGGUCGAAUCACGUCAAAGCAGAAGAAGUCAAGGAUGAGUUGUAGUAAUAAACAUACAGUUUGUAUCUAAUCUGUAACCCUC